Cladophialophora psammophila CBS 110553 is the source of this 2019-nucleotide messenger RNA. RefSeq lists its product as uncharacterized. NCBI's taxonomy places the organism in Eukaryota, Fungi, Ascomycota, Eurotiomycetes, Chaetothyriales, Herpotrichiellaceae. Gene Ontology annotation, molecular function: DNA binding; zinc ion binding. The coding region runs from base 1 to 2019 and encodes 672 amino acids. The transcript has 3 exons. Gene Ontology annotation, biological process: DNA-templated transcription. The record is from RefSeq and is a predicted model, not a curated record.
AUGGCGGCGCCAAGUCAAUUUGCUGAGCCUCCUAUCGUGCCUGAAGCCAGUGAUCACAGGCCGUCGGAGAGACCCGUCUCAAAGACAGUGGAGGCCGUGGGCGACACUCCCUCAGUGGUGGGAGAAACCCAAGUCCCCAUGGACUGCGACUCUGGCAUGCGCAUUCAGGAACGGACCGUCUCGCCAUUCUCAAGAACCCAGAGCAUCGGUCUAGUCUCUCAAGUCGUUCCAUUCACCCGCCACGAGACUCAGCAAGCCCGUAACUCGCCCUCAGGCUACAAUUGCUCCAUCAUCCCAAUAACGAUUCAACCAACGUCGGUAACGACCACGAACAUGCCAAAUGACAAGCUCAGCGAUAACGGUGCGCUUUUGUCAAACAACGUCUCAUACGGCAUGACGGCGCAACAGCCUCAACCUCUCGCUUCUCCGCCCACUACCGCAACUGCUGACGACAACGAUGCCUCGUGCGCCAAAGCCAGUCCUGAAAUGUGGUUGCCAACUUGUUAUCCGUCAAUAUGCUCAGAACCCGUUAUCGACUGGGUCUCUCACGAAAUUGGCGUGACGGACUUCAUAGCCACCGCUCGACGGCUCAUGACAGAUGUCUUGAGUAACGAGACUCUGAAAAAGCGAGUGCCACCGCACAGGACACCUGAGCCCGAGCCUGCCUUGGCUUGGACCUGGGUCGCCGCUUUCUUCGACAAAGGACUAGACAGUGUUUUCGGUCUAGUCCAUCGCCCUAGCUUUGAAGCACGCCUACGGGCGCAUUUCGAAUCGGGUGAUUACUCGGAGGGCGACUUGGCAUGGUACGCAUUGCGAAACACCGUGUAUGCUACAGGCUGCCGAAUCGUAGUCUCUGGAAGCAAUUCUCACAAUGCUUUCAACGAAGCCCGGACCCAAUCUUGGCCUUACUUUGAGAACGCGCUGUCCGCGCACACCGACUUGUUGUUUUCUCGAAGUGACAUGACAACCAUACAAGCCUUUCUAGCCAUGGCAUUCUAUGCCGAGGGUCUAGGAAGCCCAGCCAUCGAGUUCCUCCUGGCUUCAAAUGCCAUGCGCCUAGCUCAAGCAAAAGGAAUGCAUCACCAGGUCAUGAAAAGCUGGAAGAUGCAUGAGGAGGAUGUGCAGAUCCUUUACUGGCUCUGGUGGUGCAUCUACUGCUACGACAAAUAUCUUGCAUACCGAUCAGGACGUCCCUCGGCUAUCGACGAUGACGAUAUAAGCACGCCUAUACCGACUUCCGUCCCCGAAGGCAGCACAAUCAACCCCCAUUUCUUCCAGCACGUUAUCCGCCAUGCUCAGAUCUCCUCGGAGAUCUCGAAACGUCUCUACACCGUCAAGGCCAAGAGACAGACGCCGCACGAAACCCUGUUGGUUGUAAAAGACCUGGAAGCCCGACUCCACAAAUGGCGAGAGUCGCUGCCAUCGUGUUUUCAAUCAAGCCCUCCUUUCAAAAACCUCGACCUCCCACCAAACACGCAUUUGUUCCAUGUGAUAUAUCUCCAUUUCUCCUACUACGGAUCCUUGAUCACAAUACACACUGCCUUCUGCUAUCCAUGGAGCCGGCCCAGCACUGGAGACAACCGCGGCCCCAAUCUCCAGGCCCAGAGGCAACAAAGUCUCGAAGUUGUGGCUGAUGCAUCGCGAAAGAUCAUCGUCGCCACUCAGAGGCUGGAAGUGAGCGCCGCGUCACCUGUAUGGCUCACGUUCUACUACCCACUAACGGGGCUCAUCAACCUCUUCAUCUACAUUCUCCAAAACCCCACACAGCCAACUGUCAACGAGGACCUUCCUCUCAUGGAAGUGAUCGUGGGCCACUUCGGAUAUCUCGAGUAUGCGUCAAACUCGGAACUUUUGUUCCCUUUUCCUCGAGAGAUCGUGAGUUACGCCAGAAUGGUCGUCAAGCACGCUAGAGAAGGACUCCCGAUAUCUGGCGCUUUUCGUAAACAAUUGUCUUCCAUCACUGCCAUGGAUCCAAGUGAGCAGUCCGCUGAUCAUGGACCGCAAGAUGUUAGUAUAUGA